AUGGCGAAUUCCAGGACCUUGGCGCUGGUGUUGCUGUUCUGCUCCUUGGCGUCCUCUUGGGAGGUCGCCUUCUCCUACUUCCCCUCGCCGGCAGUCAAGGAGGAUUUCCUGGGAUGCCUCGUGAAGGAGAUCCCGCCACGCCUCCUCUACGCCAAGAGCUCCCCCGGCUACCCCUCCGUGCUGGGGCAAACCAUCCGGAACUCGAGAUGGUCGUCGCCGGACAACGUGAAGCCGCUCUACAUCAUCACCCCCACCAACACCUCCCACAUCCAGUCCGCCGUGGUGUGCGGCCGCCGAUACGACGUCCGCAUCCGCGUACGCAGCGGCGGGCACGACUACGAGGGCCUCUCGUACCGCUCCCUGCAGCCCGAGAACUUCGCCGUCGUUGACCUCAAUCUGAUGCGGGCGGUGUUGGUGGACGGUAAGGCCCGCACGGCGUGGGUCGACUCCGGCGCGCAGCUCGGCGAGCUCUACUACGCCAUCUCCAAGUAUAGCCGCACGCUGGCGUUCCCGGCCGGCGUUUGCCCGACCAUCGGCGUGGGCGGUAACCUCGCGGGCGGCGGCUUCGGCAUGCUGCUGCGCAAGUACGGGAUCGCCGCAGAGAACGUCAUCGACGUGAAGCUCGUCGACGCCAACGGCAAGCUGCACGACAAGAAGUCCAUGGGCGACGACCAUUUCUGGGCCGUGAGGGGUGGCGGCGGCGAGAGCUUCGGCAUCGUGGUCUCGUGGCAGGUGAAGCUCCUGCCGGUGCCUCCCACGGUGACCAUCUUCAAGAUCCCCAAGUCAGUCAGCGAGGGCGCCGUGGACAUCAUCAACAAGUGGCAACUGGUCGCGCCUCAACUUCCCGCCGACCUCAUGAUCCGCAUCAUCGCGAUGGGGCCCAUGGCCACGUUCGAGGCCAUGUACCUCGGCACCUGCAAAACCCUGACCCCGAUGAUGCAGAGCAAGUUCCCCGAGCUUGGCAUGAACGCCUCGCACUGCAACGAGAUGUCAUGGAUCGAGUCCAUCCCCUUCGUCCACCUCGGCCAUAGGGAUUCCCUGGAGGGCGACCUCCUCAACCGGAACAACACCUUCAAGCCCUUUGCGGAGUACAAAUCGGACUACGUCUACGAGCCAUUCCCCAAGAGCGUGUGGGAGCAGAUCUUUGGCACCUGGCUCGUGAAGCCUGGUGCGGGGAUUAUGAUCUUCGACCCCUACGGUGCCACCAUCAGCGCCACCCCAGAAGCGGCGACGCCGUUCCCUCACCGCAAGGGCGUCCUCUUCAACAUCCAGUACGUCAACUACUGGUUCGCUCCGGGAGCCGGCGCCGCGCCCUUGUCGUGGAGCAAGGAAAUCUACAACUACAUGGAGCCGUACGUGAGCAAGAACCCCAGGCAGGCCUACGCCAACUACAGGGACAUCGACCUCGGGAGGAACGAGGUGGUGAAUGGCGUCUCCACCUACAGCAGUGGUAAGGUCUGGGGACAGAAAUAUUUCAAGGGUAACUUCGAGAGGCUCGCCAUUACCAAGGGCAAGGUGGAUCCUACGGAUUAUUUCAGGAACGAGCAGAGCAUCCCGCCACUGAUCCAGAAGUUCUAG
Molecule: messenger RNA, 1578 nt
Organism: Lolium rigidum
Lineage: Eukaryota; Viridiplantae; Streptophyta; Magnoliopsida; Poales; Poaceae
Product: berberine bridge enzyme-like Cyn d 4
Exons: 1
Coding region: 1-1578 (525 amino acids)
Molecular function (GO): oxidoreductase activity; FAD binding
Source: RefSeq, a predicted model, not a curated record